Molecule: messenger RNA, 1425 nt
Organism: Dreissena polymorpha
Lineage: Eukaryota; Metazoa; Mollusca; Bivalvia; Myida; Dreissenidae
Product: multiple epidermal growth factor-like domains protein 10
Exons: 2
Coding region: 22-1425 (467 amino acids)
Source: RefSeq, a predicted model, not a curated record
CAAAGAACAUAAAAAUACGACAUGAAGAAGACAAUUCUUAUUUACUUUUGGAUAAUGAGUUGUAUACAAGAUUCAUAUCAAACAACGUGUAGUACAGGAUGUGCUAAACAAUGUAUUUGGAACGGUAAAUGCUCCCCGUGCCUGGAUGGGUACCGCUUUGAAAACUGCAAAGACAGAUGUUCAGAAGGGUGUUUUAACAAGACUUGUGACCAAUCAACGGCUAAGUGUAAACAUUGCUGUAACAAAGGGUACUUUGGUGAUCACUGCUGUUUGCCAGGUACGUUUGGGUGGUCAUGUGAGUUAAAAUGCCCAACAAACUGCUUCAAUUGUACGUCUCAAAUAAAAUGUGUAAUGUGCAAAGACACAUUUUAUGGACAGACAUGCCUCCAACAAUGCCCACCCAAUUGCGAAACAUGCACUGGGUCGAAUACGUGUUCAACAUGCAAAAGCGGUUUUGGUGGCGGAGCCUGUCAAUACAGUUGUCCACGAAACUGCUUGACGUGUUCGUCAUCGCAUCAAUGUCAAAAUUGCAAAGAAGGAUUUUAUGGAACAACUUGUGAGAACGAUUGUCCUACCAAUUGUAAAACAUGUACUUCAUGGAACGAGUGUGUAUCUUGUAAAACUGGUUUCGGUGGACCAUUCUGUAAUAUCCGUUGUUCUAACAACUGCAUUAAUUGUUCUUCGGCAGACACUUGCUUUACAUGCAGUGAAGGGUUUUCGCGACCAGAUCUUGCAUGUACCUGUGCUUAUAAUUUGUGCGCGGGAUCAUCAUGUAAUUUGUGUGCAAAUAAUUCGUAUUAUUCAGACGGACAAACCUGUUGCCCCUGCAGUGGUACUUGUAAACAGUCAUUGUGCUCAUCGGCUACUCAAUGUACUAGCGGAUGUGAAAAUGGGUACUUUGGAAUAGGGUGCGACUUAAAAUGCAGCGACAGUGAUCGAUUUUGUGGGAUAUGCAAUGGAUCAACUUAUCGAAAUUUCAAAUGUGAGCAAUGCAUUGGUGGUUAUUACCCCUAUGUCGACGGGAUUUGCACACUGUGUUCUAAAUCCUGCUUUCAAGACACAUGCAUUAAUUCAACCGGCGAAUGCGGACAUGGUUGUAAACCUGGAUUUUGGAACUCCAAAUGUGAAUCGAAAUGCACACCUAAGUGCUCAAUGUGUGGACAGAACGAUGGAAUCUGUGAGGCUUGCGUUUCUGCAAGCCUAUAUGGAAAUGAAUGCUUACUGAAUUACAAUGAUACAUGCGUGAAUGCAUCAUGUCAUAUGAAUGGAACGUGUAAAAGUGGGUGCAUCGCAGACUUUAUAGGACCAUUUUGUGAAACGCCAUGUCCUUCAAAUUGUGCUAGCAAAGGGGUUGAAAACCGAUGUUCCCACCAAACAGGACUAUGCUUGUUUGGUUGCAGUGCGGGAUUUACAGGAGACGACUGA